AUGUCUUCUGCAGAGAACCCACAGAAGACAGAGGCAUCUGAACUGGCGGAGGACUGCGAUGGAGCCACCAGGCCUCAGGUGAAGAGCCUUGUGAACCAGCGGAGUCGCAAGCUGAGGGAGCUGUACUGUGUCUCCAGGUUGAGCGAGUUACUAGAUAUUCACAACGGGGAUGAAUUGAAGAAGGACAUAGAGCAUUUUUUGGCACUCAACGACAUACGAAAAGGUAUUAGUUUCCAGCCGGAUACAUUACCAAAAUUGAGACAGCUGGAGCCUGUGAAUAUCGAAUCACAGGAAGCGGGCAGCAAGAAAAAGGAUCAAGUUAAGAAAUCCACGGUCAGCCUGCAAGCUGAGGGGAUACAACGACAGCAGCAGCAGUCGUCGCAAAAGUCGCAAAGAGCAGCAAAUGAGACGAAACGGCGGGCUGAAGAAGAAAAUAUUAAUAUGGCUGAGGAGAGAUCCGAAAAGAGGAUAAAGCUCCACGAGAACCAACUAGGCCGAGCUAGUGUACCUCUGAAAAAUAGUUCUAUGCCUCCGCCUUCCGUAGCAAGUUCCGGAAUAGCUACAAUGUCGCUAUCCAACCAUGCCCAUACGUAUGAGCAUCCUCUAUAUUAUAUGAACUUGACAAUUCCUCCAGCGCACCCCACACCUGUUGACGUGCCUGAAAAGUUUAGCAAUUAUUUGCUUCAGGAAGUUACAGCCAAAGCGAUUGAAUCAAAUGACUGUUUUAAAGAGAACAACAUCAACAGUAAAGAAUCUGUUUACCUAUUGAUGAAGGACACUAUACCAUCAAAAAUUGCGCAAGCAUUACCGUUAGCUGAAUUGAAAUACAUGGUUCAAACAUUGCCCUUAAUAAAGCUAAUACCAAUGGCACACAAAGCAUUAACUACAGAUAUAAUGAAUAAUGCUUUGAGCGAAGGUAGGAUUACAGUAGUGAGCUCAAGGAUCGAAGAAUUGAGGCGGCUUGGUCUUUGGUCGUUAAGGCAACCAAAAAAAUUCAGUGACUCUUGGGAACACGAAAAUUCGCAUCAUAGAACACUCAUAGAGGAAGGGAAGUGGAUGCAGGCAGAUUUCAAAGAGGGCCAAAAGUAUAAGAUCGCAGUUUGUGCUACAUUAGCACACGCUGUGAUGGAAUUUUGGUCUUAUGGAAAAGUUUGUUGCGUAAAGACAAAGAUAAAACAGGAAAAAGAGUCCAAUUCGUUGAAUGAUGAAAAAGACCUCGAGAUUGAUCAACCAAAUGAACAAGAAAAUGAAUAUACAUUAAUAAGGAAAGAGAACGUAAAUGAUCGCAUCUCUGAGACAGAGAAGGAAGAGAAGAUGCAUCCGGAUGGCACAAAUGGUCAAAAGUCAAACGUUUCAGAAAAUAUAAACGAUCAAGUAAUUGACACCGCGCUAUUGUUGAAAGAAACAGACUCCUCUAAAGCACCACUCGAUUUGGUAGAACUUUGUAGUAAUGAAGCCACGCAAACGAAACAGAGUAGUGCCGCUAGUCCUUUCAAGUUAACGAUAUCUUUCGAUGAAUUAAAUUCCACUGAAAGAACAAUUGCUGAAGAUAUUCAGCUAUAUACGGGGGUUAAAUCCAUGAAAGAUGGAAAUGAUGAUUUAUCAUUUGCUCCGAUUUCAAAAACUAUGCUUUCUCUAGAGGAUGACUAUUUUUACAAAGUGGUAGAAAAGCAGAUAGUAGAUGAUGAGCAAUCGCUAGUACAACUCAGUAAACGUAGAGGCUUGUUUUAUGGUAACAGGAGAAGCCAUUAUUUAAAGCCGCCACCUGCACCUUCCUUGAGGUACUUACAAAAUCGGACUCCAACCAUUUGGUUACCAGAAGAUGAUCAAGAACUUGUUAAAAAUAUCAAUGCUUACGCUUACAACUGGGAAUUAAUCAGUGCACACAUGACCAGAAAGUCAAGUGAUUCCUAUCUUUCAAAUAUUGAAAGGAGAACACCUUGGCAGUGUUUCGAAAGGUUUGUUCAACUGAAUGAAAGAUUUAGCUUCAAUGAUUUGAAGGGACCAAGGGCUCAUAGUGUACAGCAAUGGUUGAUGGAGGCACAUAAGUUUCAACAAAGACAAAAUAGCAGAAUUUCGCCAUUAGGUGUCGGACAAGAGUCCAUUCAACGUGGUCAUAGGAGAUUACGUUGGGCUAGCAUGUUUGAGGCGAUGCGCAAAUGUAUCAAAAAGAGAGAGAACGCUCCCCGCCCAAAUCCGACACAACCCAGAAAACCAUUAGAUUGCAAAAAUAUGGCUGUUCCUACGCCAGCGGAGAUGUCUAAAUUGAAAGCAGAGAGGGACGAUUCUCUGAGGAGAGAUAUUCAAAUGAGACGUAGCGUUAAAAAUCGGCUCCAACAGCAAUCGAAUCAAGCAACACCUAAUCAAACACCCUCUCGUUCUUCGGUAAGAGAUAUGAAUAUAAGUGAAUCAUCUUCUAUUUCUGGUGGAGCCCCUGACUCGGCCUCCAAAUCUAAGACUUUGGGGAGUAGAAAUUCUUCUACGCCAGUCCCACCACCGCGACAAUUCUCAGAACGGGAAAUUAUCGAAAGCUAUACAAGAAAAAUCCUAGCGCAGAAACCUGAGUUUACUGUUGAAAAUGCAAUGAAAGCUGCUCAAAAUUAUUACAGACAAGCCCAGCAUCGGAGAUUACAGUUACAACAAGCAAAACAACAGGUGGUACCCAGUUCACAAACGGGGGGUGCUUCCCCCCAAGCCCAAACGUCGUCACAACCUAUUUCGAAAUCACCAUCAGUUCCAUCAGACAAAAAUAGAGAGGCCAAUAGUAACAUACCUAGUGCUGGCAUAAGUAAUAAUAUGAAAUCGCCCACUCCUCAAGAAAUUUUGGAGAGAUAUCAGAAGUCGUAA
Molecule: messenger RNA, 2847 nt
Organism: Zygotorulaspora mrakii
Lineage: Eukaryota; Fungi; Ascomycota; Saccharomycetes; Saccharomycetales; Saccharomycetaceae
Gene: EAF1
Product: Eaf1p
Exons: 1
Coding region: 1-2847 (948 amino acids)
Source: RefSeq, a predicted model, not a curated record